This is a messenger RNA of Lecanosticta acicola, 1514 nucleotides long. The record is from the annotation of a GenBank genome assembly. Lineage: Eukaryota; Fungi; Ascomycota; Dothideomycetes; Mycosphaerellales; Mycosphaerellaceae.
AUGCAAGCAGCCCGCUACCACGGCAAGCAGGACAUCCGCAUCCAGGACGACGUGCCCGUCCCGCCAUGCGGCGAGGGCCAGGUGCUCGUCGCGCCGGCGUUUGUGGGGAUCUGUGGGACGGAUCUGCAUGAGUGUAUGUCAGUGAGUUUGAUGUUGGAGUUGAUUAGAAGGGAGGGGGAGAGAGGAGGAGGAGGAGGGGAAGGAGGAGGAGGGGGAAAAGGAGGAUGGAUGAAGAAAAGGAGGAGGAGGAGAAGGAGGAGGGAAAGGAGAAGGGAAGAAGGGGAAAUGGAAAAUGAAACCCCCAAGAAUUGGUUGAUUGAUUGAUUGAUUGAUUGAUUGAUUGAUUGAUUGAUUGAUUGAUUGAUUGAUUGAUUGAUUGAUUGAUUGAUUGAUUGAUUGAUUGGUUGAUUUAAUUGCUUACUUUUUAUUCUGCUAUAUAGAUAUGGGCGGACCAAAGUGAGCCAACACCCCUCCUCCCUCGCCCUCGCCCUCGCCCUCGCCCUCGCCCUCCCCUAUCUUGCUCCCAAGAACACCACCCAUUAACACCCCCACCCCCCUCAAGCUUCUCCCCAACAACCCCACACCCCGUCACCAACGAGAAAAUCCCCAUCACAAUCGGCCACGAAUUCUCCGGAACCAUCACCUCCCUCGGCCGCAACCUGACGCGCACCGACCUACACAUCGGCCAGCACGUGGCAAUCCAACCCACCGUCGCCUGCGGCGCGUGCGGCGCCUGCCAAACCUCCGCCGAGAACGCAUGUCCCAAGGGCGGCUUCGUCGGCCUCUCCGGCGGCGGCGGCGGUAUGGCCGAGUACGUCGCUCUGCCGGAAGCGGCAAUCUUCCCCUUGCCGUCCAACGUCGGCUUGGCAGUCGGCGCGCUCGUGGAGCCGCUGGCCGUGGCGUGGCAUGCCGUCGACGCAUCCCCCAUGGCCUCCCUGGGGCGAAACGCCAAAUGUCUCGUCCUCGGCGGCGGGCCCAUCGGGCUCGCGGUCGUGCAGGUCCUGCUGGGGCGGGGAGCGCAGAAGGUCAUCUGCGCCGAAGUGGCGACGAAGCGACAGGAAUUCGCGCGGGUGUUUGGCGCACACCACGUCCUCGACCCGACGGACUGCGAUCUCCCCCAGGCAUGCCUAGACCUCUGCGGCGGCGUGCACGGGCCCGAUAUCGUCUUCGACUGCGCCGGCGUGCCGCAGUCGCUGGAAGCGGCGUGUAAAGCCGUGCGCGCCCGCGGCGCCGUCGUCAACGUGGCCAUCUGGGAGACGGCAGUGCCGUUUAAUCCCAACUGGUUGGUUUUCCGCGAGGCGAGUUAUCAGGCCACGCUGGGGUAUCAGGCCAAGGAUUUUCAGGGCGUCGUGGAUGCUUUGGGGGCGGGGAAGAUGAAGCCCGAGGGCAUGAUUACGAGCACGAUUCGUAUGGAUCAGUUGGUGGAUCGCGGGUAUUUGGCGCUGAUCAAUGAGAAGGAUAAGCAUGUGAAGAUCUUGGUCGAUGUGCAGGGGUCCUUGCGGGCUGGGGUCUGA